Penaeus indicus is the source of this 4345-nucleotide messenger RNA. It is a transcript of the gene rngo, whose product is annotated as protein DDI1 homolog 2-like. Gene Ontology annotation, biological process: proteolysis. Lineage: Eukaryota; Metazoa; Arthropoda; Malacostraca; Decapoda; Penaeidae. Bases 164 to 2137 code for a protein of 657 amino acids. Gene Ontology annotation, molecular function: aspartic-type endopeptidase activity; protein binding. The record is from RefSeq and is a predicted model, not a curated record. The transcript is spliced from 12 exons.
GAGCUUCAGUGUCGAGGACCGAGGGAGAGAGUGAGGAUCGCGCAGCUCCCGUUCUUUUGGUCUCUCCUCUCUCUCUUCGUUCUUGGUUCACGCCACAGGUCUUCGUUCUGUGGCCGUUCCCGUUCUUUUGGUCUCCUCUUCGUUCUUCGUUCUGUGGCCGACCAUGAGGAUUUCCGUGACGACCGAGAAUGAGAUAUACCCGCUGGAGGUGGCUCAGGAUCUGGAGCUGGAGAAUUUCAAAGCCUUGUGUGAGAUGGAGGUAGGAAUUCCAGCUGGAGAGAUGAUGGUUGUUUUCAAUGCACAACCACUCACUGAUGAUAAGAAGACUCUCAAAGACUAUGGUGUAAAAGAUGGAGAGCUCAUUAUGGUGAUUCGUGGCACUACGCUUUUGAGGCGAGCGGCAGAGCAGAUGCAGCAGCAACGACAACCACAAGGAGGGCAGAGGCAGCAAAACCAAGGGCCUGUUCCUAUGGAGAUCAGCCAGUUCGACUUCAGCAGAAUUGAGCUCCCCAGGUCUCGGCAGACUAGCACCUCCUCCGCAACCUUUAAUGACUCCCAGGGUGGGGGUCAGGGCCAGGGUCAAGAACAGGGCCAAGGUCAAGUAGCAGGUCAGGAAGGUGUGGAGGAGAACCUGGGUGAUGAUGGGGACUUGGGCCUGGGCGCCGCAGGAAGUGGCCAGGACGACCCAGCUGUCAUCCGUGAUAUGCUGCUGGCCAACCCUGAGCAGCUGGCCCUCCUACGCCACAAUAACCCCAGGCUUGCAGAAGCUCUCACAAGUGGAGACUUAGACAAGUUUGCUUCUGUGCUCCGUGAACAACAAGAGAUGCGAAGAGAUCGUGAAAGACAGAGAAUUCGAUUGCUUACUGCAGAUCCUUUUGAUAUGGAAGCUCAGAGGCUCAUUGCAAAUGAAAUUCAGCAAGAGAACAUCAAUGCCAACAUGGAAGCGGCAAUGGAGUACAACCCAGAGAGCUUCGGCACCGUCCACAUGCUCUACAUCAACUGCAAGGUUAAUGGGCAUGAUGUGAAGGCUUUCAUUGAUUCAGGAAGUGGCCAGGACGACCCAGCUGUCAUCCGUGAUAUGCUGCUGGCCAACCCUGAGCAGCUGGCCCUCCUACGCCACAAUAACCCCAGGCUUGCAGAAGCUCUCACAAGUGGAGACUUAGACAAGUUUGCUUCUGUGCUCCGUGAACAACAAGAGAUGCGAAGAGAUCGUGAAAGACAGAGAAUUCGAUUGCUUACUGCAGAUCCUUUUGAUAUGGAAGCUCAGAGGCUCAUUGCAAAUGAAAUUCAGCAAGAGAACAUCAAUGCCAACAUGGAAGCGGCAAUGGAGUACAACCCAGAGAGCUUCGGCACCGUCCACAUGCUCUACAUCAACUGCAAGGUUAAUGGGCAUGAUGUGAAGGCUUUCAUUGAUUCAGGUGCACAAACCACUAUCAUGUCUCAGGCAUGUGCAGAGAGAUGCAACAUAAUGAGGUUGGUUGACACCAGAUGGGCUGGCAUAGCAAAAGGUGUUGGAACUCAGAAGAUUAUUGGCCGAGUCCACAUGGGCCAGAUACAGAUAGAAAAUGAUUUCCUUGCGUCCUCUUUUAGCAUACUGGAAGAACAGCCAAUGGACAUGCUUUUGGGGCUGGAUAUGUUAAAAAGACAUCAGAUGUGCAUUGACUUGAAAAACAACAAACUGCACAUUGGGACUACAGGCACAGCCACAACCUUCCUAAGUGAAAGUGAACUGCCAGACUGUGCCCGUCUGACCUCUCUCUCGGAAGAGGAGGCUCGUCGCCAAUCAGAAAAGGCUGCCAAAGAGUCAGAGGACCGUGCAUUGGCCGAAGCGUUGGCCGCUAGUUCCAAGGAAGGUAACUCGGGUGGAGCAAGUGGUUCUUCUGCAUCUGGGGCUACGCAACAUGCAGCAGAGCAGCAGCAGUCUUCCAGUCCCCCCAGUGAGGCAGCAGCCCCUGCCACAGCCCCCGCCACAGUUCCAGAAGCUACAGCUCAACAAGACAAUUUCUCUGAAUCAGAUAUUCAAGAAAUUAUGCAAAUUGGGUUCACUAGAGUUCAGGCCGUUGAAGAACUUAGACGACAAAAUGGAAACAAGACUCAAGCAAUAGCUGCGCUCUUUGCAAAGUCAUUCAAAAUGUAGUUCCUUAUUUUUUUAGGGAUAAGAUACAUGUUUAGCAAUACUAUUUCAAAAGUUAUGGUUCUUAUUUUGCAAUAUAAUUAUAGAUGGUCAAUAUUUCUGGUAAGGGUUUAGAGUUUCUUGGAUAUUGUGAAGUGAAUAUAGACAUGGCUCGUAUUGAGCCUUUUAUCAAAUGUGUAAUAUGUUUGAAGACUGAGGUUGACUUCAUGUUUAGGGAGGUUAAUGCUAGACAAGGAAACCAUUAAUGGUUUGUUUUUAUACCUUAAGAUUGGACAAGCUAAAAGGGCCUUUCUGAGUGAGCUUGGAUUGCAUUAUCUUGCCUUUCUGUUGUUUGAUUAUUGUGGAUACCAGUUGGCCGGGAUAGAAUUGUGUACCUAACUUAUUUCUUUAUAUUAUUUUAGUCAUUUGUAUACUUUGUUACCAUGGCUGGUUUUUACAGUGUAUCAAAAUACUGAAGGAAAAUUGCAUUUAUGUGCAUUCUGUAGUUAAGUCUUUGUUUCUGGUUUUAAAGGCCCGAUGGAUAUUCAGUAGAGAUAAGGGAGUGUCCUUUGUUUGGCUCUGAACUUGUUGAAAUAAUUGUUCUAAAUCCCUGAUACUAAGAACAACAUAUCAGAGAUUGCAUUUAAAGAGGGGUUUCUUUAGAGCAAGGAGAUUUGCGACUUUCGCUUUUAUCUCAAAAUUCGAUCAAAUACUUUUGUGUUUAAUGGAAAGAUACAAAUGUGAUUCAGCUUGGCUUUCAUCAGGAAAAGUUGUCAGAUGAAGUACAAGAGACAUAGAUAUUCCAGUGCUAUGUUUGUUACAGGUGACUCAGUUGCAAGGUGCAAGACUUUUAGGAAAUUAUACAUGCUCUAAUUUUGUAGUUGAACACAUCUCAUAACAGUUCAGUUUUAUAAUGUAGAGCUUAGGAGUUAAAUAGUCCCACUGUUAAAUAAAACAUUUUACAUUAUCAUUUAUAUGGUGUAGAUUAUGACAGUACUUUAUAUUUUACAGUAGGUGUUAUGCAAAUCAGACAAGUAUUUUAUACUAUACAUGAAAAAGAAAAUAAAAGUUUUUAUCAAUUAGUGAUGAGUCAUUGAUGUCUUCAUUUUAGCUUGAAAUUAGUUCACAUGUGACGUGCACACACACAAACACACACAUUCACUCACUCACUCACUCACCCUCCCUCCUUAUACAAGGCACUGAAACAUUAACUAGUAGCUUUUGAAAACAGUCAUUACCAAAUGUCAGUAAAAUACUUAUUAAAAAGAAAUUAAAAUGUACUUCAUCAGAAGAUUAUCAGUUUGUAUGGCAAUUGGUGUUGUGUAUCAGAGAAAGACCCAAGUGCAUCAGUUAUCAAGUCAAGUCAAGAAAAUAUCAGGUAACUUCAGGAAGUGGAUUUUAAGUACUGGAGGCAUCUUACUUUGUAUCUACCCAGAAGCCUUACCUUUCUUUUCUGGUUAAGAAGUUGAUUGGUCUGAAUACAGCAGGUGUGUACUCAUCAUGGGGUCGAGAGGGCCAGCUCCACCCCUUCCUUAUAAGAAAUGAAAUACCCUAACAGUUCAUUUAAAAAAAAAAAAAUCCCAGUUAGUUCUGGCUGUCUGACCACACCACCUCAUUGCCACAUGGAGUAAGGAUGUGUGCACUUGACCUCAAGUUGCUUCCCUUUCUAAGUUUCGGUAGUGAUUUAGAAAUUGUGUUGAGUAAUGUUGAAUGUGGAUUGUAGGUGAAAUCAAGGACUGUCUUGUAUGAAUGAGACGUGUUUGAUAUAUGUUGUAGAGUGCAACAGUCAGCAAACUACUUGUUUAAGUCUGAUAUUCUCAUUUCUCAUAUCACUGUGCAAUAAUAGAGUGUUUGUCUGGCAACUGGUGGGCUGGCAAUAUUGGGAUUUAAAAUGACAUCUACUGCCCUAUGCAUACAGUCCAUUUAUGGACCAUAUAUAGAAGACAAUUAUAUAAUAAAAUGGGAUAUUUUUAGUUUAUACAACCUCUAGGAAUCAUUGGAAAGUGAAAUGGUUCUUGACUUCUACCAGAAAGAGACACAUUAUUAUUUUUUAAACCCUCCUUUCUAGAGUCCUAAUGCUUGGAAGCAUUCAAACUGAUAUUCCUCAUUUUUAAAAUACAGAAAUACAGGUCUGAUUAUAAGCGAGAAACACAUUUAUUGUAAAUGAGAGACAGAAAGACAAAGAUUGUAUAUCAGCCAAUCAACUGAUUUAUCAUUGAGAGGUAUGGCUUC